CAAAUUAAUUCAGUUUUUAGAUUUUAAUUCAUUCAUUCAUCUUUAAAAACUGUUAAUGGUGAAAUUCAAGCACUCUAACGUAGGACUUCGAAAACCAUCGCUAAUAACAUGCUGGACAUUGUUCCUCACAUUGUUUGUGACUUUCACAUUCCUCAUUCUUAUUAUCUUAACUCUUCGUAUCCCUAAACUAAAUCACCUUAACUCCAUCACUCAUAGUAACACUCUCAGAAACGAUGACAAUAAGCGUUGGGUUCAAAUCAUAUCGUGGGAGCCUAGAGCAUUUUUAUAUCAUAAUUUUCUUACAAAAGAGGAAUGCGAACAUCUAAUCAAUAUAGCAAAGCCUAGUAUGCAUAAAUCGGAAGUUAUUGACGAGAAAACAGGAAAGAGUCUGAACAGCAGCAUACGAACAAGCUCUGGAACAUUUCUUGACAGAGAAGGUGAUGAAAUUGUGAGCAAUAUUGAGAAAAGAAUCGCUGAUUUUACUUUUAUACCUGUAGAGCAUGGCGAAAGCUUUAAUGUUCUCCAUUAUGAAGUUGGACAAAAGUAUGAACCUCAUUAUGACUACUUUUUGGAUACGUUUAGUACUAGGCAUGCAGGUCAGCGCAUAGCAACAAUGCUGAUGUACCUUUCGGAUGUUGAAGAAGGGGGUGAGACGGUGUUCCCAAAUGCCAAGGGAAAUUUUAGCUCUGUGCCUUGGUGGAAUGAGCUUUCCGAUUGUGGAAAAGGAGGACUGUCAAUUAAGCCAAAGAUGGGUAAUGCUAUACUUUUCUGGAGCAUGAAGCCUGAUGCAACUUUAGAUCCAUCGAGUUUGCACGGUGCUUGUCCUGUGAUCAAGGGCGAUAAGUGGUCAUGCGCCAAAUGGAUGCAUGCCGAUGAAUACUAAACCUUCAUAUUGAUUAUUGUAGGUUGUUAUACCUCCUUUGUCGUUGUACUGGCACAGUUACAAAUACAAAUAUAAAUAUGGUUUUGCAGUUGCGGCUAUACAACAAUGUUUAUAUUAGGAAACUGAGUCUGAUCUGAAUCGGCUGAUAUAGAUUGUUUGCAGAUAGUUUCAGAUAAAAAAUUCAUCAAAAGUGAAUUAUUUUUCCAAA
Molecule: messenger RNA, 1091 nt
Organism: Medicago truncatula (barrel medic)
Lineage: Eukaryota; Viridiplantae; Streptophyta; Magnoliopsida; Fabales; Fabaceae
Product: probable prolyl 4-hydroxylase 10
Exons: 7
Coding region: 56-883 (275 amino acids)
Biological process (GO): peptidyl-proline hydroxylation to 4-hydroxy-L-proline
Cellular component (GO): endoplasmic reticulum
Molecular function (GO): procollagen-proline 4-dioxygenase activity; L-ascorbic acid binding; iron ion binding
Source: RefSeq, a predicted model, not a curated record